Zasmidium cellare ATCC 36951 is the source of this 915-nucleotide messenger RNA. RefSeq lists its product as uncharacterized. NCBI's taxonomy places the organism in Eukaryota, Fungi, Ascomycota, Dothideomycetes, Mycosphaerellales, Mycosphaerellaceae. The transcript has 2 exons. Bases 1 to 915 code for a protein of 304 amino acids. The record is from RefSeq and is a predicted model, not a curated record.
AUGGCACCUCUCCAGGCCGCCACUUCCGCCGGCGCCGACACGAUGUCAACGACGGUAUCUGGAGAUACUCCUGCGACCACGAAUCCAGUCAAAGCGGAAUCGAAGCGCCUACUCAAACAAGUCUGGUCCGCCGCGAAUUUGGAAGACGCCACGAACAUCGCCUCGCGCUCAGUCGAGCUGUACGAUGGCAAAGGUCUCCACGUUCUCUCCGCCGCCAACGCCGUUGCAUCCUUCCCCGGAGGUUUGCGUGCCGCAGUCGACAUGCUGCUCAUAGAGAUAAUCCCCAAGAUUGUCCAGCGCGAGGGGCUUGAUAAUCAGGCAUUCUGGAAGUCAAUCCGUCGGUCCAAGGGCAGUUUUGCGCGGCAGUUCAAGCUCAUCGAUAAGACUCUCUACUGCAUGGUGCGUGUGCAUUCAGACAAGAGCUACAAAUCUGGGCGACGAAUGCGCCCCAGCCCCUUCGAGAUAUUCGACCGCACGACCGCAGCAUGGGAAUGUCUACUCAAGCACGUCCGACACAACUACAUCAAGGCGAAAUAUCUCAAAGCAAGCCAGCCGCGCAUCUUUCCGAUUUCCCGAGCCAACCUUGUUUGGCUUCGCAGAUUCCAUGUGGCCGACAUCACAGCGUUCAAAGUCGCAGGACAUUGGCUUCCGCAAGAGCUGGUGGACAUGGUGGCGAGGGAGACUUAUCAAGUAGGCUUCUCGGCUGAAACGAUCAAGCGCAUUUUUGGUCCGUUGCAACAUAGUACAUUUUUCGGCGUCCAUCAAACUGCAGCGACGGUUGCUCUACUCCGAGCAUACAAUAACUGGUUUUGGUGCGCGGAGGAUGUGGAAACCGUUCAGGGAGGUACCACACGCGUGGGUCGCCAUGCACUCACAGAGACGGCGAACGGCGAGUGGCUCGUGAAUGGAUCAUAA